AUGGCGUCCCCGGCGCCGCCGCCGCCGCGAUACGACGCGACCUCUCCCGCGGAGGACGCCGCCGACGCCGCCGACGACGAGUGGCACUUCGUGAACGCGCGCGGGGCGAGGGAGGGCCCGACGUCCGCGACCGCGCUCGCGUCCGCGCUCGGGACGGACGCGGCGCGAUGGGAGUCGACGUGGGUGUGGUGCGCGGAUCGAUGCGCGGAGUGGACGCCCGCGGCGCGCGCGGACGCGCUCUCGGCGCGCAUGCGCGCGGCGAUCGCGCGCGGCGGUGGCGUCCACUCCGCGGACGAGGAGAAGCCCGCGUCGCCGUACGAGGACGCGUCGCGCGGAGACGAGCGCGCGACGACGACGACGUUCGGAUCUGACGCCGACGCCGACGCGGCGGCGGCGGCGGCGGCGGCGGCGGCGGCGGCGACGACGUUCAUCUCCCCCCCGCCCGCGCCGUCGUCGAGAUCCCCCGCCGCGGCGACGGAGCUCCUCGACGACGCGACGUGGCUGCGCGAGGCGUUGGCGACGUCGCGCGGGGAGACCGCCGUCGCGACCGCGAGAGAGAAGGCGCUCCGAGAGGAGUUGGAGGCGACGCGCGAAGCUCUGCGCGAGGCGCGAGAGGAGGCGGCGUCGCUGCGAUUGGUCUUGAAGGGAAAGGUUCUAGGGCGGGUGUUGAGGGACGCGAACGGACGCGGGAGGAGGUCGAGCGGCGCUCGUCGCGGCGGGGUCGGCGUCGGGUAUUGUUAG
Micromonas pusilla CCMP1545 is the source of this 741-nucleotide messenger RNA. RefSeq lists its product as uncharacterized. NCBI's taxonomy places the organism in Eukaryota, Viridiplantae, Chlorophyta, Mamiellophyceae, Mamiellales, Mamiellaceae. The transcript has a single exon. The record is from RefSeq and is a predicted model, not a curated record. The coding region runs from base 1 to 741 and encodes 246 amino acids.